Capsicum annuum is the source of this 528-nucleotide messenger RNA. RefSeq names its product cinnamate beta-D-glucosyltransferase-like. The record is from RefSeq and is a predicted model, not a curated record. The coding region runs from base 1 to 528 and encodes 175 amino acids. NCBI's taxonomy places the organism in Eukaryota, Viridiplantae, Streptophyta, Magnoliopsida, Solanales, Solanaceae. The transcript is spliced from 2 exons.
AUGGGGUCUCAAGGUACCAUGGAUUCAUUUGUUCAUGUUUUUCUGAUAUCAUUUCCUGGUCAAGGACAUGUUAAUCCAUUGCUUAGACUUGGCAAAUGCCUUACUUCAAAAGGAGUUCUUAUCACUUACUGCGUACCAGAAUGUGUAGGCAAGGACAUGAGAGCAGCCAACAAGAACAUAAUUAGUGAUGAGCCAACUCCUUAUGGAGAUGAGAUCGAAAAAGAGAUACUGGACUACAUGCCUAAUUUUUUGCCCAUCAAGACCGUUGGUCCACUACUAGUCGAAGAUCCAAAAGUUGAACAAGAUAUUCGUGGUGACUUGGUGAAGGCUGGUAGCUCCAUCACCGAAUGGCUCAAUUCCAAGCCAUCAUCCUCAGUUGUUUACAUUUCUUUUGGUAGUAUUGUUGUACCAAGCCAAGAACAAGUCGAUGAAAUUGCUUACGGAUUAUUGAAUUCGAGGCUAAAUUUCUUGUCGAUCAUGAAGUCGCCCCAAAAAAAUUUGUCCUUUCCCAGAGUAGUCUUGCUAUAA